Eruca vesicaria subsp. sativa (arugula) is the source of this 303-nucleotide messenger RNA. Lineage: Eukaryota; Viridiplantae; Streptophyta; Magnoliopsida; Brassicales; Brassicaceae. The record is from the annotation of a GenBank genome assembly.
AUGAAGCAAUUUCAACGGGAGAGUACGAGAGCUACAACAUUGUCGAUCGGCGAUAACCACAGCAAAGAGUUUCAUGACUUACAUGUACAGAAGACGUAUGGAAUGGUUCAUCGUCAGACCAGCUUAGGGGUUACUGUUUCGUCGGAGGUAAAUGGAAUAGACAACAAUUCAGUCGUGAUCAAGAAACUUAUUCACAAUGCUAAUGAGCGUGAUCGUCGCAAGAAAACCAACUCUGUGUUCUCAGCUCUUCGUUCAUGUCUUCCAGGCUCUGAUACGUCAUCUGAAUACGUUUCAUAUCAAUGA